Drechmeria coniospora is the source of this 1710-nucleotide messenger RNA. RefSeq names its product Endo-beta-1,6-galactanase. The record is from RefSeq and is a predicted model, not a curated record. The transcript has a single exon. Gene Ontology annotation, molecular function: hydrolase activity, hydrolyzing O-glycosyl compounds. Lineage: Eukaryota; Fungi; Ascomycota; Sordariomycetes; Hypocreales; Ophiocordycipitaceae. Bases 1 to 1710 code for a protein of 569 amino acids.
AUGAGGCGAGACGUCGUCUUGGCCAGCCUCCUUGGCCUCCUCGCCCACUGUCUGCCAAGCACCGGGCAGGAGGAAAGCGUGUCUUGCUCGGCGAGCACGGCAACGUACGAGACCCAGUUCCGAGAUGAUUUGCAACAGUUCGGCGUGCAGGCAACGAUCGGCCCGCCCGAUCACCCCAUAGAAACGCCGGGAGGCGCGCUCGACGACAAUGACGACGACGACGGCUAUGAUCGGAAGCUCUACGACAGCCAAGCGGAGAAGGUCGAGGCCGUCAAGCUCGCAGCCGUGCCCAAGACGAAGCCGAAGCCGGCGGCGGCCGAGGUGAAAAAGUCGCUCGUCCUCGAUCCGAGCUCCAACUUUGGCAAAUGGGAGGGUUGGGGAACGUCCUUGUCGUGGUGGGCCAAGGCGUUCGGCGACCGCGACGACCUCGCCAACCUCUUCUUCUCCAAGAACACGCAGAAGAUCAACGGCAAGAGCCUUCCCGGCCUUGGCCUCAACAUUGCCCGCUACAACGCCGGCGCCAGCAGCGACAAGGGCUACCACGGGUACACGAUGCAAAGGUCGCCCAACGCCAGGCAGUCUCGCCUCAUCGACGGCUACUGGCUCAACUGGCAGAGCAGAAACCCGGCGAGCUCCUCCUGGGACUGGACCGUCGACGCGAACCAGCGGUCCAUGCUGAAAAAGGCCAAGGCGGCCGGCGCGAACACGUUCGAGCUCUUUUCCGUCUCUCCCAUGUGGUGGAUGACGUACAGCCACAACCCUUCGGGCUCGGUCCCUGCCGGGUUGACGGACAACCUGCAGUCGUGGAACUACGACGCGCACGCCAUUUACCUGUCGUCGAUCGCCCAGCACGCGAGGGACAACUGGGGAAUUGAUUUCCACUCCAUCGAGCCCUUCAACGAGCCGUCGACGCACUGGCAGGGCGACAAGGGUAAGCAGGAAGGGUGCUAUUUCGAGUACGGCACCAUGGGCAAGGUGCUCGCCGAGCUGAAGGAGAAGAUGAAGAACCGCGGCCUGACGAGCCUGAUCACUGGCGUCGACGCCAACAAGUACGACGUCGCCAUCGCGACCUGGCAGAAUCUGGACGGCAGCUCGCGGCAGACCAUCGAGAAGAUCAACGUGCACGGCUACCAGUACACGGCCGGCGAUCGCAACGCGCUGUACAGCAUUGCCAAGAAGAAUGGAAAGGUGCUCUGGCAGAGCGAGUACGGCGACAACGACGCGACUGGCAAGCAGAUGUGCACCUGCAUCCUCCUCGACUUUGCCAAGCUGCACCCGACUGCUUGGGUCCAGUGGCAAGCCGUCGACGGCAAGAGCUGGGGUCUCCUCUUCGGCGACCACGAGAAGAAGAAGCUCGGCGAUGCCAACAUGAAGUACUUUGUUCUCGCUCAAUUCUCCCGACACGUCCGACAGGGGAUGCGCAUCCUGGCGGCGCCCGACGACAACACGAUGGCUGCCUAUGAUGCGAGCGCGAAGAAGCUCGUUAUUGUCGCUGCCAACUGGGACGUCGCGAGGACCUUGGUCUUCGAUCUUAGCAAGUUCUCCGCUGCCGGCACCGACGGGUCCGUCGUGCCCCGGUGGAGCACGCAGCCGGAGGGUGGCGAUCAGUACGUCGCCUACAAGGAUCUGAAGCUGACCAAGGACAAGCUGGUCGCCAAGUUCUCCGCGGACCAAAUCCAGACCUUUGAGAUUGAGGGCGUCAAACUGUAG